GAUUAACUAAAUAUAAUAGUCAACUUUAUAAUUGUUAAUAUUCUGAAAUAAGACAGUCUUGGUGACGUGUACAGCCUAAAAAUACGACCUCCGGAGGCUGCAGCCUUCAGAUUGAGAAACGGCCAAGGUGGUUAGUCCAGAUAACACUAAAAUGUUCAAUGACGAAAAUAACUAAAAUACAAACUUAUUCAUCAUGACAAAUAAGAUUCAUAACACACAUAAAGUACUAGAUAAGUCUACAAGAUAAAUUUAAGAGUGUUUUUUAGUUUGAUUUAUUUAAUGGUGUGGUUUAUUAAUGAAUCUGCUGUGACGCUCCUGUAAAAAUAAAUCUCAUUCAAUCUUAUUAUCCUCCUCUCUCUGUCUCUCUCUCUCUCUCUCUCUCUCUCUCUCUCUCUCUCUCUCACUCUCAGCUUCUCUCUCUCUUUCAGUCUCAGUUGUGUGUGCGUGUGUCAGUGUUCGUGUCGGUUCACUGUAACAGGAUUGUCUUACUCGAGUUCACGUGUUUCAUCUCAGAUUCGUAGAUCUGCAGUGAUUGAGUUUUAUUAGAUGUUUGUUAAAUAAUUAUAAUAUUUGAUGUGUAUUUUGAGUGAUGAGCGCUUGUGAAAACUCAAGUGAGUCGAGACUGGAGUCCGUCAUUCAGAGGUUGGAGGAAAGCGUUCUGUCUGAGGAGAAGCGGCUGACGGUUCAAGGAUCUUCUCCAGAUCAUCCAGUGACCGGUUUACCGGCCCGUGUACGAGAGAUUGUGUCCAGAAACCUCAGUGACACCAGUGCAGGUAUGUCAUCGGUUCUGUCAGUCCAGGAAGAGAACCGGGUUCUUCAGUCAGAACUGAGUCGUGUGGAGGAUCUACUGGCCCACAGUCGAGCAGAGCGAGAUGAACUGGCCAUCAAAUACAGCGCCAUCAGUGAGAGGUUGGAGCAGGCGUUGUGUUUGGAGGGAGGGGACGAGGGGAGGGACUCACCGGAGUCUCGCAGCUUUGCGCAGCAGAACGUAGAUCUGCGCAGACGCUUGGAUGAGGAGCAGGCGGCUUAUAAACGCAAACUCACAGCGUAUCAGGAGGGACAGCAAAGACAAGCACAGCUCGUACAGAAACUACAGGCCAAGGUUCUGCAGUAUAAGAAGAAGUGUGGAGAUCUUGAACAGACGCUGCUGGAGAAAUCAACUGAACUGGACAAACACAAACUUAAUGGUCGGUGUGAUUUUAACGGUCAUCGUAGAGAUGAAGAUGAACCCAGCAGUGAUUUGGAGAGCGCCCUCAUCCGUCUGGAGGAGGAACAGCAGAGGAGCAGCGGUCUGUCUGCAGUCAACGCCAUGCUGCGAGAGCAGCUGGAACAGGCCGGAUUGGCCAACGAGGCGCUCAGUCAGGACAUCCGCAGACUUACUGCUGAUUGGACUAAAGCCAGGGAAGAGCUUGAGCAGAGGGAAUCUGAUUGGAGGAGAGAAGAGGAGUCUUUCCACAGUUAUUUCAGCAGUGAACACAGUCGUCUGUUGGCGCUCUGGAGGCAGGUGGUCGGCUUCCGCAGAUACGUGUGUGAGCUCAAGAGUGCCACAGAGAGGGAUCUGUCGGACAUGCGUAAUGAGCUGGCGUGCGCGGGUCAGAGCGUGCAGCUGCAGUGUGUGAGCGCUUGUGCAGCGCUGCGCAGCCGUGAGGACGGGUCGACGCUGGUUCUGGAAAGAGAGACGGGUCACAGGCUCCAGCUGGAGCAGCAGCUGAGAGAGACACUGACUGAGAUGAUGUCCUUACAGGCCAAGAGUGAUUCUGAUAGAACUGAGCUCAACACACGGCUUGCAGACGCAGUGAGGGAGGUGGAGCGACUCAAAGCUCGCAUAGAUGACCGAGAACAAAAAAUCACGACUCUCAGCAGUGAACUACAGGUUCAGAGCAGUCAUGAGGAAUCAGAAGUAAAUAUACUGAGGACACAGACAGCAGCGCUGCAGAACACACUCCGACACGUCACACAGCUGCUGUUUUCUGACUGUGACCGUCUGGAUGGAGACACUGAAGAAGCCAUGCUGCCUCUACUGCGUUCUUCAUCACCUAGCCGCUCCUCGUCAUCACCGCACAUCAUCCCUGACACCUGUCUGUCUGCUCUACGCUCAGCAGUGACCAACAGACAACUCCAACUACAGGAGCUGCGAGAGCGUCUGCAGUCUGCGCAGUCAUCAGUCCAGCAGCUGCGCAGGCAGCUGGGAGAGGUGGAGUCUGGCCGACGGGAUGCAGAGCUGCGUAUGCAGGCGCUUCAGGCAGAGAGAGACGAGGCCCAUAGAGAGAGAGAGACAAUUGUGAGAGAGAGAGACAGGAUUAAAAAGGAGAGAGACACGCUGAGCAGUGUGAAAGCGAGCGUGGAUAAAGCAGCGCAGGCGGCACAGACGCAGGUGCAGCUACUGCAGCUGGAGUGCGAAAAGCUGCAGCUGGCUGUAACGUCUGCGCAGAGAGAGCGAGACCGUGAGAGAGAAGAGAAAAACGCUACCAUACUAGAGAGAGACCGAGCGAGAACAGAGAUAGACAGAAUUCAACAGUUGAGGGAGGAGUCAGAGACUCGUGCUUCAUCUCUACGUGUUGAACUGUCUGCAGUGAGAGAGUCUCUCCAGCAAGGGACGAUAGAGAAACAGCUGAUGGACACUGAGAACAAACAGCUGGCAGAUGCACUAAACAGGUGUGAGUCGAGUCACGCCGAGAUAUCCCUGUCGCUCAGUAAACUUCAGUCUGAGGAGUCAUCACUCAGAGAUUCACUCGCUAAGAUGAGCAACAUUAAUGAGAGUCUUGCACAGGACAAAUCCGACCUCAACAGCAUCAUCAUACAGCUGGAAGAAGAUAAGAAUCUGUUAGCGUCUCAGCGAAGAGAAGCAGAUCAAGAGAAAUUGACCAUCAGAGAUGAGCUCGUCCGCUCCGAGCAGGACAGAUUGGAGCUGGAAUCUGUCCGUCUUACUCUACACCAAUCGCUGCAGGAGUCUGAGCUGGCAAGGGUGGGGCUGGAGGCGGAGCUUCAGUCGCUGCGGGCAGACAGAUCCAAAUUACAAGACAAAAUUACACAGCUGGUGGGUGAGUUGAGCAGUUUGGAGGCGGAGCUUGGCGCAAUCCGUGGUGAAGGAGACCGGCAGAGCACCGCCCUUGAGGAAGCGGGGCGUGGGCGGGCGGAGCUAGCGCGAGAGAGGGCGGGGCUCUUGGUUCAGCUGACGGCAUCAGAAAGAGAGAAUGCCACGUUAACAGAAGAGAUCGCUGCCUUUAGGUCAGAGAGGGAGGCUCUGGAGACGAGUCUGUUUGAGGUACAACAGCAGAUGAAUCAGAUUGAGGCUCGACGAGAACAUCUGGAGGCAGAGAACCAGCAUCUGCGACUGCGCACCGACAGCAUGACAGCUGAGUUGAAGCGUUUGCGUACUGAUAAAGAGACAGUUUUGUCUCAGAGUGAGAGAGAGAAAGACAUGCUGAGAGAUGCACUCACGACCGCUCAACAAGAAGCACAGCGAUCUCUGCGCACCGCCCUCUCUGAACACCAGGAGGAGCUGGAGAGACUGACCAAUCAGAAGGAGGCACUGCGUUGCAGUUUGGAGGCUGAACACGAGGUGGCGCUGCGACAGGUACGAGAACAAAUGGAGGAGCAGAUGAGCAGACUCGAGAAAGAACGAGAUGAACUUCAGGAAGAGCUUCGGUCCCUGCAGCGAGACAGAAACCAGCGUCUACUGCAGGCAGAAACUGACAAACAGCAGGCGCUGUCCAUGAAGGAGGCUGAGAAGGCGGUACUCUCUGAGAAAGUGUGCUCCCUUCAGGCCGAGCUGAGUACUGCAGCGUUGGAACUGGACCGAGUGAAUCGAGAGAUGGUUCUCCUCAAAGACCAGGAGCGGGCUGCAGUCACAGCUUUAAAUGCAGAGCUGCAGGAAAUGCGCAGUCAUCUAGAGGACACAGGGAGUUUACAUGGCCGUGAGCUGUGCAGACUGCAGGAGAACUGUGCGGACCAGCAGACCCGAGCAGAUGCGGCACUCAGAGAGCUUGAGGAAUGCCGCUUCCUGCUCUCAGCCAGCGAGGAGAGUCACGACACUGCAAAGCGAGAACUUUUGGAGAUGGAUAAACGCUUUUGCCAAAUACGGGAUAUAGGCGAGGGGCACAGACGAGAUGGGGCGGAGCUACGGCGGGCCAUCAGUGAUGUAACCAAAGAGAGGGACGCUCUGAGCCAAUCAAAUAAUCAGCUGAGGGAAGCACUGCGAGUGGCUGAGAGCGAGAGAAUCAGUGUGAAGCGUGCGUGUGAGGAGAGCGAGCAGAAACUUUCAUUGCUGGAGGAGACUUUGGCAUCUGUGCAGAAAGAGGCAUCAGAUCUGCGCAGUUGUCUGCGUGAGGUGGAGAGAUCCAGACUGGAGGCACGCAGAGAGCUGCAGGAACUGCGCAGACAGGUGAAAGUUCUGGAUGCAGAGCGAGAGCAGACGGGAAAACAGAUGGCCGAGCUGCAGACGCGUCUGUCUGGAGAAGAUCAGAAAGAUGAAGAGAGAGCGCGAGAACUGAUAUCUCUUAAACAAAAACUCACAGACACAGAAACUACCAGAAAUGCUCUUCAAAAAGAGCUGUGUUCUCUGCAGAGGCGUCUGAGUGAAAGCGAAUUGUGCUGGCGCUCUCGCGAGCGAGACUUGACGUCUCAUCUACAGGAAGCUCGCGGCUGUGAGAAGAAGCUUCAGGACGAGGCUCGCAAUCUCGCCCUGCGUGCGCAAACAGCCUCCGAUGCGUCCGUGCAGAUGCAGCUGCACCUGAGCGAGGCGGAGGGUCGUCUGGCUGCGACGGAGGCUGAGUUGUCGCGUGCCGAGGCCGCCCGCAGAGACCUGGAGUUUAGGCUGUGCAGUCUGCAGUCGGCGCUCACGCGUACACUAGGCAUUGGGUCUAGCGGGCGGAGCGGCAGCAGAGGGCGGAGUCCGGCAGGCUCAUCCCCUUCCUCUAUGAUGUCUCUGUCUCGACAUAGGAGUGUGUCUCCACUGCGUUGCUCGCUAUCACCACACAAAGAUGUGGCAGGUAAUAUAACUCCAGAUAACACGGUAAUUCUGCGGCCAUUGUCUCCAGAAAGGACAGACGCGCCGCUGCCCGUCGCCCUGCCUGAGCUCGAUCCUGAAACGCUUCGCAGUGGCCUUAGAGACUUCCUGCAAGAGCUCAGAGAAGCUCAGAGAGAACGAGAUGAGGCACGGGGUCAGUUGGGCUCACUACAGAGGGAAUUAGAGGAAGUGACAUCAGAGAGAGACUCCGCCCAACAUCGUGUGCUUCAGCUACACAACACACUACAAGAGUGCCAAGAGGAUAAGCGUGCCGUGGAUGGGAAACUGUCAUCAGCUCAGGCUUUGCUGCAUCAGCAUGAAGAACAGCAGCGGAGAAGCGAGAGAGAAAGACGUGUUUUAAACGACAAAAUCAAAGAGCUGGAGAGAGUCUUACUGAACGCUGACACUGAACGCAAGCGUGUUGAGGAGCAGUGCAGCAAGCGACGAGCUGGAGAGGCACGGUUGGAGGCGGAGCGUCAUCGACUGCGUGAGGCUUUGGAGGCGGCUGAAGGGCACGGCACGCGGGUGGAGCUGGGGAGGCGGAGUUUGGAGGGAGAGCUGCAGAGACUGAGACUGAGUCUGGCCGAGAGAGAGACAGAGCUUCUGUCUGCUAAUGAACGACAUGAGAACAUCCUCAAACAGGUGGCGGAGGGUGAAGGACGCCUCUCGUCUCUUCAGAAAGAGGUUGACAGAUUGACGCUCUUACUGUCUAAAGCUCAGGAGGCAGAGAGCGUUCAGAAAGAACGAGCGCUCGUCCUCUCCCAAAACCUGCAGGAAGCCACCGCAGCCCACAGCGCCACUCAAGGACGCCUUGCUGCUCUGCAGAAAACACUGGGACAGGCCGAGAAUGAACGCAGACAGCUGCAGGAGCGUGCAGAUGAGCUCAGAGCAUCCGUGUCUGAGAGCAAACGUAAUAGCACUGCUCUCAUGGAGCGCAUGCAGACGCUGCAGUCAGAUCUGAGUCAGAGUCAGCUGCGCAGAUCUGAACUAGAGACUGAGCUACGCAACACACAGGAGACUCUGCGGCAGAAAUCUGACAGCCUGGCCGAGACCCAGCGCAGUCUACAGUCUGCUCAGACAGACCGCGCGGCUUCAGAAGAGCGUCUGCGCAGCCUGCAGAGAGUCGUGGCGUUACUGGAGACAGAGAAGAGAGAUGCAGAGAGACAGGCCGUCCGCUUGGAAAAAGACAAAAGUGCACUGAGAAACACUCUGGAUAAGGUGGAACGACAGAAGCUAAAGACGGAGGAGAGCAGCAUGCGUCUGUCUGCAGAGAAAGGACGACUGGAUCGUUCGCUCAACAGCGCUGAACAAGAGCUUCAGGACGCACAGAGACAGAUCGCACUGCUGCAGGCUCAGCUGGGUGAACUGGAGCAGAACCACAUUGUUAGCGAGCAGUCGGCACGUCUGCGUGAGGACGCCCAGCGCGAGGCCGAGCGACUGCGUAUCAGUCAGCGUGAGGCAGAGCGAGCGCUGGCUGCCCGAGAGAGAGUUCACCGUCAGCGGAUUAAAGGUCUGGAGGAACAGGUGUCCACGCUUAAAGAGCAGUUACAGCAGGAGAUCCGACGAAGAACACCGUUCACGUCAUCUGCACCUACUCUGAGCUGAUCCCAGAACUGCUUUAGACUCACCUGUGAUGAUGUCACCACAACGAGCACAUCUUCUGUCCCAGAGAUGAUGAGACUUUUCUCGCACGAGUACACAGAGACACCACAGUAUAGACAGUUUCAGCAGGAACAACAUGAACAAAUGGCUUUUGUGGAACAAACGUAAUUUCCGGUGAGAGUAGUUUAUUUCUGAUAACAAGUAAAAUAAACAACACGUAAAUGACCUUAGUUCAAAUCAUAGCUAAAUCGUAUCAAAAACGAGACUUCAAAAACAAAACUACAGAUCGGCUGCCAAACCCCUCCCUUCACAUAGCGCUGAUCCAUGAUUGCCGUCUCCCCUCGUUUUCAGGAAACCAAAACAUUUCUUAUUUUCGACGAGGUAUUUGUUCCAGAGUUUAGUUUAGCCACUAGCCAGACCAUUAAACAAACAGAGACCGGAAGUUAAUUUGCACCCAGACACGAAACCGUCUAUAGAGGGGUGUAUGUGUCUGUUUACCCUGCUAAAAAAAAUUGCUGGUAUUUUUUGGUGCUGGUAUGCUGGUGACCACCAGCUAAACCAGCAUGAAAAUGAUGCUGGUCUAUGCUGUUUUUUCCAGCAGGUACCACUUGUUAUUAUGUUUAGAGAAAUCAUGGACGUUUUACAGAAUCAGAGUAGAUGACAGGUGUCUGAUUAUAUGAAUAUUAUUGUCUGUCUGAUAAUAAAUGAAAAUCUCACAUUCCUUAAACACUGACAAAUAAUGAAGAGAAAUACUUGAAUAUGUUUACUGUAGUUUCUUAAGUUAUGUGAAAACAUGUUUGUAUGCUUAUCUGAAAUACAAUUGUUAACCUGAUUUAUAUUUGUAAUUCAUAAUCGCUAUAUCAAUAUUUUACCUCAGGUGAUUUUUUUUUUAGAAAUCAUUUUAUGAUCAAAUAAAACCGUUUUCAUGAUCAGGUGUAAACUGAGGUAAACUACAUCUUCCUGCUCAAUCGACUGUUCAGAAUGCAAAUAUGAAUGUUUAUAAACAUGAAGGGUUUUAUUACCUAGGGUUUUCUGCUGUUGUGCUCCAGUUUCACAAUGAGAUUAAUUUGUCGAUGAAAACUUGAUUUAAGGCUAAAUAUCUUCUGUCAGAGUUCGCGCUCGCAUGCGUGACACCAGCAGCUCGUGAAUGGCGCGAAAUUGUGACGUUCAUUCAAACUUA
Paramisgurnus dabryanus is the source of this 7790-nucleotide messenger RNA. RefSeq lists its product as uncharacterized. Lineage: Eukaryota; Metazoa; Chordata; Actinopteri; Cypriniformes; Cobitidae. The record is from RefSeq and is a predicted model, not a curated record.